Dictyostelium purpureum is the source of this 1131-nucleotide messenger RNA. RefSeq lists its product as uncharacterized. The record is from RefSeq and is a predicted model, not a curated record. Bases 75 to 1025 code for a protein of 316 amino acids. NCBI's taxonomy places the organism in Eukaryota, Evosea, Eumycetozoa, Dictyosteliales, Dictyosteliaceae. The transcript has 3 exons.
CUCAGCUCAUUAAAGUGUAAUAACUUGUUUUUAAAUUAUAACAACAGCAGAAAAUCUGUUUUUCAAAAUAAAGAAUGAAAUCUGAAAAUAUUAAAAUUUUAACUAUUGCUGCCUCUCUUGGUUUAUCAGUUGCUGUCACUGCUUUUUUAUUUAGAUACUAUUCAGGUCAAAAUAAUUUAUCAUCAUUCGAUACAAAAGAAAGUACCACUACUACUACCUCCACUACUAAUGCACCAACUACUACUACCUCCACUACUAGUAGCGCUCCAUCCACUACCACUGUAGCUGAAAAGAAACCAAUCAUUAUUGAUAUUGAAGAAAUGAAUGCUAAAUGUGGUUUUUGCAGACCAGAAAUGACUGAUGUUAAUAGAAAAUCACCAAAUAAUUCAAUUCAUACAUAUUCAAGACACUUCUUUAUGUGUACAGGUAUUCCAUCAGAAGAAUGGCCAUCAAAAUUAUAUACAGCCACACCAUAUUUAGAACAAUUUGCAGCAGUUUUCAAAAAUAAUGGUGAAAACCCAAAAAGCCCAUUCGUCAUUAAUGGUACCGAUAUUGCACCAACUCAAAAAGAUACCCUUGAUAUCAUUAUUUUCCCAGAAAUGGUUAAAUUAGUUAAUAUCACUCCAGAACAAAUGGAACAAGUAUUGAAAUACUUUUUAGAUCACGACACCAUCGAUUCAGAUUUCCCAUCAUCAGUUCAAUUAGAAUCCAUCAAAGGUAAAUACAUCUUUGUUUGCACCCACAAACAAAAAGAUGAACGUUGUGGUUACUGUGGCCCAAUUUUAGUUGAUCAAUUAAAAGAAGAAAUCAAAAACAAAGGUUUAGAAAAUGACAUUCAAGUAUUUGGUACUUCUCAUGUUGGUGGUCACAAAUAUGCUGGUAAUCUUUUAAUCUUCCCACCAGGAAAUUGGUAUGGUUAUGUCACUCCACAAGAUGUCAGUGCUAUGGUCGACUCCGCUAUCUCUGGUGAAGUAGUCCAAAGAUUAAGCAGAGGUACCAUGGGUCUCAAUUAUGAUAAAAAUUAAAUUACCAUAUAUUUAAUUUAAUAAUUAUCAUAAUAUUAAACACAUCACGCGAUGUAAUAAUAAUUGAUUUUUUAAAAUAAAAUUUUUUCCAAUUAUAUUUACACUC